CUCGUUUCCCUCAAUCCUUCCAGCACAAAUGCCUACCGCAGUUCCUCCUCCCCGUACUCUCUACGACAAAAUUUGGGAUGACCAUGUUGUGGAACAGAAAGAGGAUGGACUCGCCCUCAUUUACAUUGAUCGCCACCUUGUGCACGAAGUUACGAGCCCACAGGCGUUCGAGGGGCUUCGACAUGCCGGACGCCCAGUGAGACGACCGGAUUGCACGCUGGCCACUGUUGAUCACAACGUUCCAACCGUUUCACGAAAGAACUUUGUGUCAGUUCAGGACUUUAUCGCCGAACCUGACUCUCGUGCUCAAUGUGCCGCAUUGGAGGAGAAUGUGAAGGAAUUCGGUCUUACAUAUUUUGGCAUGAAAGAUAGGCGUCAGGGCAUUGUUCAUGUUAUCGGCCCUGAGCAAGGCUUCACUCUUCCUGGGAUUACAUGCGUCUGCGGCGAUUCGCACACUUCCACUCACGGAGCCUUUGGCGCCCUCGCCUUUGGAAUCGGCACUUCCGAAGUUGAGCACGUUCUUGCGACACAAACACUGCUCCAACGAAAGGCAAAGAACAUGCGAAUUACUGUGAACGGCGAACUCAACGAAGGUGUGACAUCCAAAGAUGUUAUCCUUCACAUUAUCGGUGUCAUUGGAACCGCGGGGGGUACGGGCUGCGUUAUCGAAUACGCCGGAUCAGUCUUCCGAGGCUUCAGCAUGGAGGCGCGGAUGAGCGUUUGCAACAUGAGUAUCGAAGCUGGUGCUCGUGCCGGAAUGGUUGCACCUGACGAAGUUACCUUCGAAUAUCUCCGCAAUCGCCCUCUUGCUCCCAAGGGAGAAGAGUGGGACCGCGCCGUCACCUACUGGAAGUCUCUCCGCACCGACGAAGGUGCAAAGUUCGAUAUCGAGGUCGAGAUUAACGCCGCCGACAUUAUCCCAACCGUCACUUGGGGUACCUCUCCUCAAGACGUCGUCCCUAUCACUGGUCAAGUUCCCGAUCCAUCGACUAUGACCGAUGCAGUCAAGCGCGCCUCAGCAGAAAGGUCCCUCGCCUACAUGGGUCUUACCCCCAAUACGCCCAUGGAGGAUAUCACGGUCGACAAGGUCUUUAUCGGUUCCUGCACCAACAGCCGUGUUGAGGAUCUCCGUUCCGCUGCCCGAAUUGUUCUAGCAGCUGGACCCGACGCCAAAGUUGCUCCAAACGUCGUGGCGAUGAUCGUCCCUGGUUCCGGCCUCGUCAAGGAACAAGCCGAGGCUGAGGGCUUGGAUGUCAUCUUCAAGCGUGCUGGAUUUGACUGGCGGGAGGCCGGUUGCUCUAUGUGCCUGGGUAUGAACCCCGAUCAGCUUGCUCCUGGAGAGCGAUGUGCCAGUACCAGCAAUCGCAACUUUGAAGGUCGACAGGGUGCUGGUGGACGAACCCAUUUGUUGAGCCCAGCAAUGGCUGCAGCCGCCGCUUUGACUGGAAAGCUUACCGACGUUCGCAAGUACACCACCGCCUCCUCUUCCCCCGCUGUUUCCUCCAAAAUGAAACAGGUAGAUCCCGCCCAGUUCUUGGAUCCACCCACUCCUGCUCCCGAGGCACUGGGUCAUGUUGUCUCCGCCUCCGAUCUCCCUUCUUCUGAAUCACCUUCGACAGUUGAGAAGUUCACCGUCCUCAAGGGCAUCACCGCUCCAUUGCACAUCGAAAACGUCGACACAGAUAUGAUCAUUCCCAAACAGUUCCUCAAGACCUUGAAGCGAACAGGGUUGGCGGACGCUCUUUUCUUCACUUUGCGAAAAGAUCCACACACCGGCAAGGACACUGAUUUCAUCUUGAACCGUGAGCCCUAUAACCGCGCAAAGAUCUUGGUGUGCACGGGCAAGAACUUUGGCUGCGGAAGCUCUCGUGAGCACGCUCCGUGGAGUUUGAAUGACUUUGGCAUCCGCUGCAUCAUUGCCCCCAGCUUUGCUGAUAUCUUCCGAAACAAUGCGAUGCAGAACGGAAUGCUUCCCGUUCAGAUUCCUCAAGAGGACUGCAUCGAGCUCGCCAAGGAUGCUGAGGCUGGCUUGGAGCUUGAGGUUGACUUGGAGAAGGAGGAAAUCCGACGACCCAACGGCAUCACGAUUCCCUUCGUCACUGACCCGUUCCGAAGACAUUGUCUGUUGAACGGUUUGGAUGACAUUGCUCUCACAAUGCAGCGCAAGGAUGCCAUCGAGGCGUUCGAGAAGCGUAGAUCGGAAGAGUGGCCGUGGUUGGAUGGUUUCGGAUAUAAGGGUAAGAUCCCUGUUGGAAGGUCACCCAAGGCUGCUUCCAAGACCGAUUGGUAG
Molecule: messenger RNA, 2290 nt
Organism: Coprinopsis cinerea okayama7#130
Lineage: Eukaryota; Fungi; Basidiomycota; Agaricomycetes; Agaricales; Psathyrellaceae
Product: aconitase
Exons: 9
Coding region: 29-2290 (753 amino acids)
Biological process (GO): L-leucine biosynthetic process
Cellular component (GO): 3-isopropylmalate dehydratase complex
Molecular function (GO): 3-isopropylmalate dehydratase activity; 4 iron, 4 sulfur cluster binding
Source: RefSeq, a predicted model, not a curated record